AUGAAAGAAACUGAAAUUAAAAAGCUAGGCAAUUAUAGCAUUCUCGAUAAAACAUUGGGGAAAGGCCACUUUGGUUAUGUGAAACUUGCUGUGCACACGCUUACCAACAUCAAGGUUGCAAUCAAAAUCACAGAAGUUCAUGGGGAGAAGGCUUCCAUCAUCCGACGUAACUGUUAUAGGGAGGUGUUGUCUCUAAACCAGUUAGAUCAUCCGUGUAUCAUCAAAAUUCACGAGAUAUUUAAAACUACAAACAUUUACUAUCUGGUCAUGGAGUAUGUAGACGGUGGAAGCUUGCUGUCGUUCAUACGCGAGACUCCCGGGAGUAAAUUAACGGAAAAUGAUUCCAGGUGGUAUUUUCAACAAAUGGUUUCUGCUAUCGAUUAUCUUCAUCGUCGGCAUAUCGUUCACAGGGAUUUAAAGAUGGAGAACAUUUUACUUCAUGGCAUGGACAAAAAAUUUAUAAAGUUGAUUGAUUUUGGUUUUAGCAACAUCUUUUCCAAGGAUGAUUUUCUAAGCACGAGAUGUGGAUCACCGGAAUAUGCUGCUCCGGAACUUUUCAGUCGGGAUUCUAAAUACACCACAGAAGUUGAUGUGUGGAGUUUAGGUAUAAUCUUGUAUGGAAUGGCAAUAGGAUCGCUGCCUUUCAGGCAAGUAACAAAGAGUUACGGACACUAA
Molecule: messenger RNA, 675 nt
Organism: Xenia sp. Carnegie-2017
Lineage: Eukaryota; Metazoa; Cnidaria; Anthozoa; Malacalcyonacea; Xeniidae
Product: 5'-AMP-activated serine/threonine-protein kinase catalytic subunit alpha-like
Exons: 5
Coding region: 1-675 (224 amino acids)
Biological process (GO): intracellular signal transduction; protein phosphorylation
Cellular component (GO): cytoplasm
Molecular function (GO): ATP binding; protein serine/threonine kinase activity
Source: RefSeq, a predicted model, not a curated record